AUGCAUUUCAAGGAGUCGUUCGCGAUGAGCGAUCGUCCAACCGAGCGCGGCCGGCGCAACUCCCGCUGCAAGGGCGCUGGCGUCAAGAUGGAGCACUUCCAGGCGGCGCUGGAUCCUCGCAAGCAGGAGUUACUGGAGGCUCGCUUCUUAGGCGCCAAGAUGUCAGCUGGGUCACAAAUUCAGAUGGCACCACAAACUACUGUCAACACGGGGCAGCCACUACAUAAUCAGGACUCCAAUAUGAGCACAGGGUCUUCACAUAGUGACAAAGAAAUUGAUGCUUUAACCCCUGAAAAAUCUGCUGCUAUGAGGGGCUCAACUGUUGGACCUGGUAAUGCCCUUGUACCACCAAGUGGUGCUACACCUACAAUAGCAGUGCCUGAAAGGAAAAGAAAGCGAAAAGGUGAAGAAGGCGUUGGCGGAGGUGGAGGGGGCGGUGGAAAACAAAGACAUAACUCGUCUGACAAAAACAUUCGGGAAUAUUUUUCCAAACAUCCUUCUUCAAGUCCUGUUAGACAUACUACUGGAGCUAAAUCUCCAUCACCUCAGGGCGCAAAUUAUCCUAUGUACCCACCGUCACCCUCGUCGUUGUUGCCUUCGGGAACUGACUUUUUACGUUCCACUGCGCAACCGCGACCACAUACUUCUGUUAAACAGAUUCAAACAGAACUGACAUGUCAGAGGAUACAGGAGUUAGAAACUCAAGCCUCUUCUGACUUAGAACUAAGAAAUAAUAGAAUAGAAGAAUUAACAAGGACUAAUGAAGAGCUAAAACAUCAGGUUCAAGCACAGAGCAAGGUAAUAGAGCAACAUAAAUCACACAUUAACAAAUGUAUAGAAGUGGUUAAGAAAUUGUUAAAUGAAAAGAGUUCUAUAGAAAAGAAGGAAGCCAGACAGAGGUGUAUGCAAAAUAGACUAAGGCUUGGUCAGUUUGUCACCCAACGCGUCGGUGCCACUUUUCAAGAGAAUUGGACUGAUGGAUAUGCAUUUCAAGAACUAACAAGGCGGCAAGAAGAGAUAACAGCAGAAAAAGAAGAAAUUGACCGCCAGAAAAAGUCAUUAUUAAAAAAGAGGCCAUCAAACAACGAAGGUGGUGGAGGGCGGGGUAAACGCACCUCUACCGUGUCUGCACCAACAACACCUCAGCCUCAACCAUUACACAAUGGAACUGACGCGCCCACCUUUCUUAAGCCUGAUCCACUGCCAAGUAUGACAUGGCAGGAGUACUAUGAGGCUGAUGAGAUUCUAAAAUUAAGACAAAGCGCACUAAAGAAAGAGGAUGCAGAUUUGCAGUUAGAAAUGGAGAAAUUAGAAAGGGAGAGAAAUCUUCACAUACGCGAAUUAAAGCGAAUACACAAUGAAGAUCAGAGCAGAUUCUCGGCUCAUCCAGUUUUGUCCGAGAGAUACUUACUGCUGAUGCUCCUCGGCAAGGGUGGAUUUAGUGAAGUGCACAAGGCAUUUGAUUUAAGAGAACAGCGUUAUACUGCUUGCAAGGUUCACCAGCUUAACAAAGACUGGAAGGAAGACAAAAAGGCCAACUAUAUCAAACAUGCAUUACGGGAAUACAAUAUUCACAAGGCUUUAGAUCAUCCAAGAAUUGUGAAAUUGUAUGAUGUGUUUGAAAUUGAUGGAAAUUCAUUUUGUACAGUUCUUGAAUAUUGUAAUGGUCAUGAUCUCGAUUUUUAUCUUAAACAGCAUAAAACUAUUCCUGAGCGUGAAGCACGUUCGAUUGUGAUGCAAGUAGUGUCAGCAUUAAAGUAUUUGAAUGAGAUAAAGCCGCCUGUGAUUCACUAUGACUUGAAGCCUGGCAACAUAUUGUUGACGGAGGGCAAUGUUUGUGGUGAGAUAAAAAUUACCGACUUUGGUCUUUCAAAGGUGAUGGAUGAGGAAAAUUAUAAUCCAGACCACGGUAUGGAUCUCACUAGCCAAGGCGCGGGCACUUACUGGUACCUGCCACCAGAGUGCUUUGUAGUUGGCAAGAACCCACCAAAGAUCAGUAGUAAGGUGGAUGUGUGGAGUGUUGGUGUUAUCUUCUACCAGUGCCUUUAUGGCAAGAAGCCUUUUGGUCAUAAUCAGAGUCAAGCAACAAUAUUAGAAGAAAACACAAUUUUAAAGGCAACUGAUGUUCAGUUUGCCAACAAACCCACAGUCAGUAAUGAGGCUAAGAGUUUUAUCCGAGCGUGCCUGGCGUACCGCAAGGAGGAGCGCAUCGACGUGUUCGGGCUGGCGCGGCACGAGUACCUGCAGCCGCCCAUGCCGAAGCCGCGCGGUGCGGGCGCCCCCGCGGCGUCGGCGGCGGCGGCGGCGCCCGCCUUCAACGCCGGCCUCUUCGGCGCCGGCUCGUCGUCCUAG
This is a messenger RNA of Parnassius mnemosyne (clouded apollo), 2352 nucleotides long. NCBI's taxonomy places the organism in Eukaryota, Metazoa, Arthropoda, Insecta, Lepidoptera, Papilionidae. The record is from the annotation of a GenBank genome assembly.